CGUUCCCUUUGGCUCCAGACCACACCAGUAUUUUUGCAGUAUCAGCCACAGAACUCUUCGUCGUGAGAUUUUCCCUCAGUGUGAUGGGAUUGCACAGCUCCAAAGCCCCAUCAGAGGCUCAGAUUCUCAUGCUUGGCCUUGAUGGAUCUGGCAAAUCCACCCUGCUGUACAAGCUGAAGUACAAUGAGGCAGUGCUGACUGUUCCCACUGUGGGCUUCAACGUGGAGAUGCUGGAGACCAAGGACAAGGGUCGGACGUUGACCGUGUGGGAUGUUGGAGGCCAGCUCCAAAUGAGGACCCACUGGAAACACUACUACCAGGACACAUCUGGGCUGGUGUUCGUGGUGGACAGCCAGGAGCAAAAGAGGUUUCCUGAGGCCAAGCAGGAACUGGAGCAAAUCCUGGGCAGUGAGCACCUGAAAGGCCUGCCGCUGAUCGUGCUUGCCAACAAACAAGACUUGCCGGGGGCUGCAAGCGCAGGAGACAUCGAGGUGGCCUUGAACUUGAGGCAGAUUUGCACGAACAGAGACUGGUUCGUUCAGCCAUGUUCAGGAAAAACCGGUGAAGGUCUGGAAGACUGCUUCAAGAGGAUGGUCCACUUUCUCAGGAUAGCCAUGGCGAAAGGAACAAAAGCAAUAGAUGCGCUGGGACCACUUUGUCAGUCAAAUUGGUAAGCUGAGAGAAAAAGUUAUUGGUUGAGACGCUUCGUUUGAUGGAUGAUGGACCUUCAACAGGCUUGAGGCUGGUCUGCAGGAGAGAUGCCAGCUCUUGCACUUGUUAACCGUGGAUUUAUUGUGAAUGUAUUUAUGAUGGUACCUUUAUUACUUUAUUAUGGGUUUUAUUUAUAGACUUUGUUUGUCAUUUGUUUGUUACUUUGAACAUUUUAUACUUUUCUUACUUUGAUUUGUCGAUGG
This is a messenger RNA of Colossoma macropomum (tambaqui), 914 nucleotides long. Its product is annotated as ADP-ribosylation factor-like protein 14. The transcript has a single exon. NCBI's taxonomy places the organism in Eukaryota, Metazoa, Chordata, Actinopteri, Characiformes, Serrasalmidae. The record is from RefSeq and is a predicted model, not a curated record. Bases 84 to 674 code for a protein of 196 amino acids. Gene Ontology annotation, biological process: intracellular protein transport; vesicle-mediated transport. Gene Ontology annotation, molecular function: GTPase activity; GTP binding. Gene Ontology annotation, cellular component: cytoplasm.